This is a messenger RNA of Echinostoma caproni, 453 nucleotides long. Lineage: Eukaryota; Metazoa; Platyhelminthes; Trematoda; Plagiorchiida; Echinostomatidae. The record is from the annotation of a GenBank genome assembly.
AUGAUUCAAGCCAUGGUGGAAAUUACCGACUUGAAUGCUGCCACUGUGCACAAGCGACACGUGGAUCAAAUCCACUUCAAAUCAUCCACGGACCGGUGGCAUCAAGAAAAAAGCGAGGGCGACAGUCAGUUGCAUACCCCAUCGGCACAACCGACGGAGCCGCAUGAGUCAGAUGUGCAGAAACAACCAAUCGAAACACAAGGACACCGCCAGGAACAGGCGCAGACAACAAUUGCAGUCCGCAGGUCUAGCCGUCAGGCGAGCCAGAUUGAUGAGGCACUCUUGAGGGAACAGAGUUGUGGUGAUCCAGACUUCCGUGACCGCAAUCCGUGCACGACUAGGUACAGUUUCAUGUCAUCCAAUCACCGUUCAGGAAGCUCGACCAAUGGUACACUGGGCGAACGUGACAUCCGAGUUAGUACAUAUGAUGCGUCGGCGCAAACGGUUACGUAA